AUGACGGACGACGAGCAGCAGCAGCAGCAGCAGCUUGCAGCCCUGCAGCUGGGGCUGCAGCAGGCGCUGGAGGCCCAGAGCAUGCUGGCUUCCUUAACUUCGCGGUGCUUCACGAAGUGCGUAGACAAGCCCGGCCGGUCGCUGUCCAGCAGUCAGCAGCAGUGCAUCUGGCAGUGCGCCCAGAGGUGGAAUGAAGUGCAGCACUUUGUGGGGAUGCGCAGCAGAGCUCUUUUGCAGCAGCAGGGAGCUGGGGGCAUCUUGGGCGCUGCGGGCAGCGGAGGGAACCUUUCAGGCGACAGCCUGCUGAGUUAA
Molecule: messenger RNA, 312 nt
Organism: Eimeria necatrix
Lineage: Eukaryota; Apicomplexa; Conoidasida; Eucoccidiorida; Eimeriidae
Product: tim10/DDP zinc finger domain-containing protein, putative
Exons: 3
Coding region: 1-312 (103 amino acids)
Source: RefSeq, a predicted model, not a curated record